Girardinichthys multiradiatus is the source of this 5700-nucleotide messenger RNA. Its product is annotated as unconventional myosin-Ic-like. Bases 504 to 3581 code for a protein of 1025 amino acids. Gene Ontology annotation, molecular function: actin filament binding; ATP binding; microfilament motor activity. The record is from RefSeq and is a predicted model, not a curated record. The transcript is spliced from 32 exons. Gene Ontology annotation, cellular component: cytoplasm; vesicle; myosin complex. Lineage: Eukaryota; Metazoa; Chordata; Actinopteri; Cyprinodontiformes; Goodeidae. Gene Ontology annotation, biological process: actin filament organization; vesicle transport along actin filament.
AUUCCCUGGCGUGGCUCGUGCUGCAGGGAGUGGGACGGGUUUUUGGUGAACUUCCUGGUAGUUCAGGGUGUAGCAGUCCUUCAAUGACAGAAAAGGAAAGGGGAAAUUGUCGCACCACUCCCACAGCGGAUUCAGGGGAACCGAAUCCCGGCAGAAGCUGCACACUGGCAGACACCUGGUCCCCAUCAUACUUCAUUCGAGUCCUGGUUCUGGGAGUGACCGGGGUUUCCUGCGGGUGAACGGCUGUCGGAGGGGCGGUGUGUGGCACUGUGGGAGAAGCUGUAACAGAGCCCGCUGUGGGUGCGCUGGGAGUGGUAGUGGGAGUGUCGGGAGGAACCCGGCAGGACUGGGCCACUGUAGCUGACAGAGAGCGAGCUGACCGGGCUGACGGUCUCACACAGCGGGGGACUGAAAUCAAACCAUCGGUCUGUGCUCUCUGCUUUGGACCGAGGAACUCAGGCUGUUUCUAAACUCAGGUGGCGGCGAGUGACGGGGUCCGGGCGAUGAUGGAGUCGGCCCUGACAGCCAGAGACCGGGUGGGGGUGCAGGAUUUCGUCCUGCUGGAAAACUACACCAGCGAGGCGGCUUUCAUAGAGAACUUGCGAAAACGCUUCAAGGAAAACCUGAUCUACACCUACAUUGGUUCUGUGCUGGUGUCGGUAAACCCAUACAAAGACCUGGAGAUCUACACCAAGAACCACAUGGAGCGAUACCGUGGUGUCAACUUCUACGAAGUUUCCCCACACAUAUAUGCGGUGUCAGACAAUGCGUACCGCUCCAUGAGGACAGAGAGGAAGGACCAGUGCAUCCUGAUCUCAGGGGAGAGCGGUGCUGGGAAGACAGAGGCUUCCAAGAAGAUACUGCAGUACUACGCUGUCACCUGUCCAGCCAGCGAGCACGUGCAGACCAUCAAAGACCGUCUGCUGCAGUCCAACCCAGUGCUGGAGGCCUUUGGUAAUGCCAAGACCUUGCGUAACGACAAUUCUAGCCGCUUUGGCAAGUACAUGGACAUUCAGUUUGACUUCAAGGGAGCUCCCGUCGGUGGCCACAUCAUCAACUACUUGCUGGAGAAGUCCCGGGUGGUCCACCAGAACCACGGGGAGAGAAACUUCCACAUUUUCUAUCAGAUAAUCGAAGGGGGAGAGGAGGACCUGCUGAGACGGCUCGGCCUGGAGAGAAACACUCAGCAUUAUCAGUACCUGGUCAAGGGCAACUGUCCCAAAGUGAGCUCCAUCAGCGAUCGUAGUGACUGGAAGGUGGUGAGAAAAGCCCUGACUGUCAUCGGCAUUAAUGAUGACGAGGUGGAGGAACUGCUGAACAUAAUCGCCAGCGUGCUACACCUUGGUAACGUGCAGUACAGCGAGGAAGAAAGCUACACCCACAUCACUUCGGACAUACAAAUAAAGUACCUGGCCAGGUUGUUAGGAGUGAAUGGGACGGUGCUGACAGAGGCACUCACACAUAAGAAGAUAAUUGCCAAGGGAGAGGAGCUUGUUAGCCCUCUGAACCUGGAGCAGGCGUCUUCUGCUCGAGAUGCUCUGUCCAAGGCUGUGUAUGGACGCACCUUCACGUGGCUGGUCAACAAGAUCAAUGCUUCACUGGCGUACAAGGAUGAAUCUCUUAAGAACUCUUCUGUUAUUGGCCUGCUGGACAUCUAUGGCUUUGAGGUCUUCCAGCACAACAGCUUCGAGCAGUUUUGCAUCAACUACUGUAACGAGAAGCUGCAGCAACUUUUCAUUGAGCUCACCCUGAAGUCAGAGCAGGAGGAGUACGAAGCUGAAGGCAUCACGUGGGAGCCAGUCCAGUAUUUCAACAACAAGAUCAUCUGUGAUCUGGUGGAGGAGAAGUUUAAAGGCAUCAUCUCCAUCCUGGAUGAGGAGUGCCUGAGACCUGGAGAUGCCAGUGACUUCACCUUCCUGGAGAAGCUGGAGAACACCCUGGGGGGACAUCCACACUUUGUCACUCACAAGCUGGCCGAUGGAAAGACCAGGAAGUUGAUGGGCCGCGAUGAAUUUAGACUGCUGCACUACGCUGGAGAGGUCAACUACAAUGUUAACGGAUUUUUGGACAAAAACAACGAUCUUCUCUUCAGGAAUUUAAAAGAGGCUAUGUGCAUGUCUGAGAACAAGAUUCUGACGCAGUGUUUUGACCGAGAUGAGCUUAGUGACAAGAAACGUCCUGACACGGCAGCCACCCAGUUCAAAGCCAGUCUGGCGAAACUCAUGGAGAUCCUCAUGUCCAAGGAGCCCUCGUAUGUCCGCUGCAUCAAGCCCAAUGACUCCAAGCAAGCAGGUCGGUUUGACGAGGUGCUGAUCCGUCACCAGGUCAAGUAUCUGGGACUGAUGGAGAACCUGAGAGUGAGGAGGGCUGGGUUUGCUUACAGACGGCGCUAUGAGAUCUUCCUACAGAGGUACAAGUCCCUGUGCCCAGAGACAUGGCCUAACUGGAAUGGAAAGCUGUCUGAUGGUGUGUCCACACUGGUCAAACACCUGGGAUACAAGCCUGAGGAGUACAAACUGGGCAGAUCCAAAAUCUUCAUCCGCUUCCCAAAGACUUUGUUUGCUACGGAGGAUGCACUGGAGACCAGGAAACAUGGCCUUGCCACCAAGCUACAGGCAGGAUGGAAAGGCUACUCCCAGAAAACCAAAUACCAAAAACUUAGGUCCUCAGCCAUUGCAAUCCAGGCAUGGUGGCGGGGCAUCCUGGCGAGGAGGAAGGCCCAGCGCAGGCGACAGGCAGCUAAUACUAUACGCAGGUUCAUUAAAGGCUUCAUCUACCGCCACAAAAAGCGCUGUCCAGAGAACGAGUAUUUCCUGGACUAUGUGCGCUACUCCUUCCUCACGAAUCUGCGCAAGAACCUUCCCAAAAACGUCCUUGAUAAAAACUGGCCAGCUCCUCCGGCUGCUCUGGUUGAGGCGUCAGAGCUUUUGCGCAAGAUGUGCAUGCAGAACAUGGUGUGGAGUUACUGCAAGAAGAUCAGCUCUGAGUGGAAACAUCAGAUGGAGCAGAAAAUGAUUGCCAGCGAGAUCUUCAAAGACAAGAAGGACAACUAUCCGCAGAGUGUUCCGAAGCUGUUUGUUGGCACAAGGCUCAAUGGUGAGGACAUCAACCCCAAAGCAGUACUAGCUCUGGGCACUGAGAAGAUGAAGUACGCUGUACCAGUCACCAAGUAUGACAGGAAGGGCUACAAGCCUCGGUCCCGGCAGCUGCUGCUCACUGCCAAUAGUGCCAUCAUCGUCGAGGAGGGCAAACUCAAACAGUGCAUUGACUACGCAGCCCUGAAAGACAUCUCGGUCAGCUCGCUCAGCGAUGGUUUGUUUGUUCUGCACGUGUCCAGUGAAGACAACAAGCAAAAGGGGGAUGUGGUUUUGCAAUGUGACCAUGUGAUCGAGACCUUGACCAAAAUCGCCAUCUGUGCCGACAAAAUCAACAGCAUCAACAUCAACCAGGGCAGUAUAAAGUAUACAGUGGGUAGUGGGAAAGAAGGAAUCAUAGACUUCACGCCCGGAUCAGAACUUCUAGUGGCAAAGGCGAGGAACGGACACUUGUCUGUGACUGCUCCGAGACUGAACUCCAGAUGAUGGCCACCCUGACCGGAACAUAGCAGGAAUCCCCUGAGCUCCCCCAUCCUCCAAUCACACGAACGCAGACCUCGUUCUGCCUAAGCCAAUCACGUACCGCCUGUCUCUACAUGGCAGAAUCUUGCGCUUCCAAUUAAAAUUUUAAACCGAAAACGCUUAAAAAUCUAGCUAAACUAAUUGAUAUAUUUAUGUUUAUAUAUAAUAUUUUUGAGAUUAAUAGUGUUGCUGUUUGAAUAUUCUGAUUUUAUAAACAUAUGUAUAUGGCCAAGGAAUAACAAAUAUUUCUGGUGCAUUUUUCUUGCACCUUGCCGGCUUAUUGUGCUUUAUUCUGGAACACGAACACAGUGAGGGACAAGACACAGACACCAAAGGAGAACAAGAGAACUGUGUCUGCAGAAGAUCAGAGUAACCUGUUGCUGGUGGCUGUCUUUUUUUCUCCCUCCUUUCUCAGUUGGACUAAUCACCUUAAUUUCUGCUAUUCUGGAGAAGAUGUCUUCUCAUUAAAUCAUGAAGGUGCACAGAUCAAGGCUAACAGCAUGUAGAGCAGACGAGGAGAGGUUAAGUGGUGAGGAAGAAAAAUUCAUCAGUAGGCCUAGAAUACUUCGACACAGAAACAGCUGCUGAUGUCAGACUGUACCUUUCUGCAAAUGCUGCAUGAAGAUGACCAAAGAAAGUGACAUGUGGAUAAGAGAGAGGCGAAAAACACAAUAAAGCAUAGCCAUGUUUUACCUUGAAGUCAGGUGCCUGUUUAUUUUAUUGGCUAAUUUCUUCAGAACAGGUUAUCAUUUGUUUUUGACAGAUUUGGGAUCACAAAGUCGUUUUUUGACUAAAUGUCUAACCACAGCUUUAGCUUCCCUGUCCUUAUUGCCACCUCUGUUCUGACGCUUCCUGCCAAGGCCUGAACUGGUCUACUGGGAACAUCUAGCAUCUAUACAGACGUGGUACAAAAGUGAUUCUGGCAGAUUUUCUUCUUGUGUAUGUAUAUUUCCAGAGAUGAGCUCAUUUACCUGAAUUCAGACUAUAUCUUGUAACUCUUGGACUCACAGUGCUUCUGUUUGGGCUUAGCUAAGGCUUAGCUUAGCUAAAACACCAAAAAAUACCAGUUUGAGAAGCAGAAGAUAUUAAUGUUGUAGAAAUGUUUUCCUUUCAAGGGAUUAAUUUCACAUUUUGGUUAAAGAUUUUAUAAGCCACUCUGUCAGUAGGCCUAUGAUAAAUCUUUAAAUGCUACAGGCUGGAGGUAGCUAGCUGAGCUUUAAUUGUCUCCAUUAGCAAUAAGGCUCAUCAGUGACACAAGUGUUGGACUAGAAUAGUUUUUAUGACAACAGGAAGGCUAGAUGGUCUGGAAAGAAAGGAAAUAAUAAGAAAAACUGCUCUCUUGAAACACUAAGAAUACCUAGCUUGGGUUCUUUGACAGAAAAUCCGUGUAGAGUUGAAACACCGGGCCCCCAGUGGACCAGUUCUGCAACAAACAGCGCUUACUCCAACUCUGACCUCUUUCAAACCAAAGACUGAUGAUGAAAAGCUUCCCAGAGGAACCUCUAAAUGUUUUCCGAGUAUAUAUAAAAAAUAUAUUUCACGUUUUUACCAAAUUUAUUCUAUGACAACUUUUUAUCCGCAUCAUGGUUCUGGGUGGUGGAGCAACACCACAAAACAGGACUGUGCCGCUGCACUUAUUAGCCAAAGAUCUUGUUAAUUUCUUGUGAUUCUGUGUUGUAUGAUUAAUAUAAUGUAAAUGUAUCUGUAAGGAAUGUCAUGUUUGUUUUCUUUGGGGGGAGAAGUUUGUAAAUGUAUAGUUUGUGAACUGAGCAGUUAAAGUAGAGAAUGGUUUGAUGAUGUGAAAUUCAAAAGAAUGCUUUUAAUCAUCCUUAAUGCACGCUUUGUGUUCACGUGCCUUCUUUUAGACAGACACAAGAUCUGCUUGCUGAUAGAAAUCCCUCUCUGACUGUCAGAGGUUUGCUCCCUCUGUGUGUACAAGCUUUAUUCGUACCAAGUCCAAUGUAUGCUGAUUUACAGAUGCACUCUGUUCAGUCCCACCUUACUGUACAACCAAUGUAUAACUAUGCCAACACACUAAAUAAUACUUAUAAUUUGAAUAAAUAAAUUUAAAAAUUUAAUUAAA